This is a messenger RNA of Monosiga brevicollis MX1, 1343 nucleotides long. RefSeq lists its product as uncharacterized. The coding region runs from base 156 to 1343 and encodes 395 amino acids. Lineage: Eukaryota; Choanoflagellata; Craspedida; Salpingoecidae. The record is from RefSeq and is a predicted model, not a curated record. The transcript has 3 exons.
GUUGGUGAGGAGGAGGGGUGGAGAGGAGAGGAGAAAGGCAUGCGUGUUGGGCAACUGUGACUCUUUGCAACAAGAGUGCUCGGGCCUUGCAACCGUUGUCGAGGUGGGAAGGGGGAGAGGCGCUUUGCUGGGUGUGUCAAGCGUCGCGACCAGGCAUGGGUGCGCUUGGUCCGUGCCUGAGCUGGGUGCUGCUCUUGGGGCUUGGCCUCAUCCAAACAGUGUUGGCAGCCAAGGACUAUAAUCGAGAGCCCGUGUUCAAGUCACGGGCAGAAUGCCGCUUUUUGCAUAUUAUCAACGACUACAAGCCGUCUGGGCUGACUGCCACAGAGUUUGACAUUGUUUUCGAGUCCAUGAGGACGGCUCAGCGCGUGGCCAAGCAAGAGGGGAUUCAAGUUGAUUUUCGCUUCGUUCUUCAAAAGGGCGACCAGCUUUCGGUGGAACGUGAACACCUUCUGGAUGUCAAAGACAUCAGCGAGGCCUUUAAGGACCCAACCACCGGCCGCUAUCUGCCGACACCGGGCGGCAUCUUGGAUGCCGGCAUGGAAGGCACGGACCAUCCGGCCAUCGUCUUCACCAAUCGUGACAUUGGCCUUUACCCGCAGUUUUACGUUGAGUCGUGUGACAUGCUGCGGGUACCCGGCCAGCUGGUGGUCGAAACGACGCGUGUGCUUCUCAAGCUGGAAAAAGCACUCACCGAUUACGAGGCGACCUUGCGUGGGCGUGGCUUUGUGCAUCGCGGCGCUGACUGCUGGGUCAUGGCGCGAGAGGUCAUGCCUGCGUGCUUUCGCGAAGAUCGCCGGCUGGUGGUGGGUUAUCCGCCGUGGGGCGCCCUCCUGCGGCACAUCCUGCAUGACCAUGCCAUGGCACUGCGCUGCGGGCAAGAGGGAGGGUACCGCAUUUAUCGCAGCUCACCUCAGAACCCCGACUACCGCCGAACUUUCCACCUCGAACGGAAUGGAGCCUCUGCGCAAUGGCUCAACUGGCUGCAGGAGGACCGGUUUCUCUAUCGCUAUCUACAGGUGCUGCCCGGGCGCGUGAUGGAGCGUCCACCCAAGCUUUCUUUCAUCGUCGAUCCCAAGGGCAAGUACAAUUGCACCGAGGAUGAUGGCCCCAUGGUAUGGCCCUUGUGCGAUAGCUGCAAACGGCCGUGUGAAGGCUUUUGGGCCAGCUGCCCCACUCCAGACUGCCAGAUGGAAGGACCUAAAUGCCACUUUCCCGAGGCACCAGCCAUUGCCGAAUGCCAGAGCUUCAACAACACAAUGCUGGUGGGCAAGCGAACGCCCAUGCGUGCUUUGCAUCCAAUCACAUUUGCAGAUUAUGAGACCAAGGGCAUUACCGCAUAA